Molecule: messenger RNA, 4128 nt
Organism: Nothobranchius furzeri (turquoise killifish)
Lineage: Eukaryota; Metazoa; Chordata; Actinopteri; Cyprinodontiformes; Nothobranchiidae
Source: RefSeq, a predicted model, not a curated record
AAUGUUUACAAAGUGCUUUAUCCGGUCGAUGCUAUCAGCUAGCAUGAGUGCUAAAGCCUUGUAACAUUUCUUUGUAAUUAGAACAAUUUAAGCCAAAAGUCACCGUCGGAAUGCUUUGACCGACAGCAUUAUGGCUAAUUAGCCUAAAUAUGUAUUUAUUUUAUUUGUUGUUGAAGUUAGCUGCCCAGCUCUUUGGAGAGAGCUGAAAUGGAAAAGCACAUAUUUGGCAGUUGGAUUUCGUUCAACAGGUGUUAGCUUUGGGAAAGCGAGUGAGUGUUUCUAAACGUCAUUUAAAAACGUUUAUAUGUGUUUGUAGGAUUCGUAUGUUUUAGUACGCUACGUUUGACCAGUACGUCAUUUAAGAAGUCUAAGAUCUAUUAUGACAUUCGGGCGCGUCCCUUUAAACCUCGGUUUGUUUUGCUUACAAAGAUUUUAUGUCGUUAGUAAACUUCCGGUUCAGAAGCAUUUUUAUACCAUUAACUGUAAAGUCAAAGCGUUUACGCCUAUUACACACAAGAUCGGAUUGCAGGUUAGAUCACAGUCCUGCGUCUGUUUACCAUCGGUGAUGCAAGCAGCCGGCAUCUCCUAUGGACCAGAGGCUAAUGUUGCCUCAGACGAUGAAGAUGAGGAUGAUGAAGCUUGUUUUGGUGGAGGUGGAGGUCGAGUUGGCCCGCAGAGCACAUCACAAGAGAUUAUUAAUGAAGGUCAGGUGGUUGCAGACAACAUGGAGGUCCCCACAGAAACUAGAGCCUCUACCGUCUCAUCAGCUCCUAUGGAGUCAAAUAAAAAAAUAUCAAGAAACAAGAUGAGAAAGGAGAAGAUGAAGUUAAAGAAGAAGAAGCUGAAGUCUGACGAGGCUUCUGCCGGUUUGAUGUCGGAGCUUCCUUUUGCACUAACCAGCCCCGCUGCCUGGAAAGAGCUAGGAUUUCCCAUCCCUGAAUCGUCAGCGAAAAAGAGGAAGCGGAAGCGGGGGGACAGCGGGGGCCGAGUGGACAGCGAGGAGGAUGGAGACCAGAAGAAGAAAAAGAAAGAGAGCCAGCGACCAAACUACUUUGUGUCCAUCCCCAUCACUAACAUCCAGAUAAAGUCUGCUGUGACUGAAAUCCAGGAAGCCAUUCUCCUGAAGGAGCCCCGACUGGCUAAAGCCAUGAUCCCCGUCCCAGCUCUUCACAUCACGCUGCUCGUCACGCACCUCGCCAGUCAGGAGCAAGUAGAUCUGGCUGGAGCUGUGCUGGCUCAGGCGGAGCCGACAGUGGCUGAGCUGCUGAGUGGGCGGGACCUGGUCCUGCCCUUCUCAGGAAUCGGUGACUUCAGGAAGGAGGUGGUGUUUGUUGGACUGACCAGCGGACUCCACAGACACACACUGGACAGCCUGGCAGAGUUGUUACGUUGCCGUUUCGAGGAACAGGGGCUUCUGCAGGGAGACGGUCGAGGCUUCGAACCCCACCUCACCAUCAUGAAGCUGUCUAGAGCAUCGAAACUACGAUCUCAGGGUAUAAAGCGUGUGGGCCCAGCCCUCUACUCCGAAUACACAGACAAAUUUUUUGGAAAUCAGAUGGUGGAGCGGGUGGAUUUGUGUUCAAUGCUGAAAAAGAAGCAGCAGGAUGGAUACUAUCACACAGAGACCUCACUACAACUUGAUUUGAGUCAAACUACAAUCCAUGCCAAGCGCUCAAGUGGGCGGCGUCGUUCUGAGCCGGACGAGGCGGAGCUCCUGAGGGUCAGCAAGCGAUUGGUUGAGGAUGCUGUCAAUCGUGCCUUGCAACAAUAUAAACAGGAAACCCUUCAAAACGGGGGCGGACCUAAUGUGGCAGCAGUUCAGCCACCUGGGAGCACCGAGGAAACUCCUACAAAGACGGACACUACAGCUAACUCGUCCACAGACAACAGGAAGUGACAUCCUCAGAUGGAGACAACACAGACUGGAAAAACCCAGAAAGCAUUCGCCAGGCGUGGCGGGCCAAGAGAGAAGUCAGUAAGACCUGCGCUCAGAGCCCGAACCAGCCAACCGGUGGGCACACAUGCUCACCAGUUAACCCUGCUACACCAAACCAAUACCAAACCUCUUCAGGCUGGCGAUUGUUCCACCUGAGCUCACUGCACACAGUCAAAUGGACAAUGUAGCUUUAGUCCAACACCAGGCCGCUGACUGCUGUCCAACAUCUAACACCAACAAUACAACAGGUUUUACUGCCCUUUCUGAAUUAAGAUUCUAUUUUGUAGAAAUGUUAGUUUAACAUCACCUGCAUUUGAAACAGAGUCGAUGAAAUCCUUAAAGAGUGUCAGGUGAGGAAAGCAUUUAAUGUUUUUGUUUUCUGAAAUGAUGCGUACCAUCAUCACUGAUAUAUUCAAGGCCUGAGGUGGACCGAUUCUUUCAAAUUUGGAGUGAAACGUGGUUCAGGAUGUUGGUUUUUGUUAGUCAGUUGUCUUAAACUUCCAGCCAUUCAUCACCCAUAUCAGAUACCUCCCUCAGCUGGGCGUUAAGUGUUGCAUCAUCUAAGUUCAGCCCUGUAAGACAAUCACGAGUCAGCAUUAAAAUCCCAGCAAUCUAAGUGAUACCAGCUUUUAAACCUGAACUGGACUUUAGCUUAAGAAUUAUUUAGCUGUGUUGAAAACACUAACCUAACUCAAGUUGACAGGGAUCCGUUAGCAAACAUAGUUACACAAUAGGUCGCCAAUUGUAAUGUAAUCAGUGCCAAAAGCGACACCUUCCUGUCUCUUGAAUCACCUUUUAAGGUUCUUUGUUAUGUUUUUGCAGUGAAAUGAAUUUUGAAGACCAGAUCAUGUUAUCUGUCAUUUACAUUUUAGAUUUAUUUGAGAGUAUUUUUUUUUUUUGUAACUGAUCAAAGAAGUUUUGUUCUAUAGUACUGUAGAAAUAGUUGAAGCUUGGGAGGUAAAUUCAGACGUUUGCUGCACUAAAAUGUAUGGAAGAGGAUUAGGGCCACUGAAAAGAAAAGAAAGUGAAUUCUGACUUUGAUCUCAUAAUUCUUGUGAUCCUGAGAAAAAAAAAGUCAGAAUUCGAGAAUUUUUUUUAAGUCAGAAUUCUCUUUUCUUUUCUUUUUUUCUGUGGCCCUAAUCCUCUUCCGUAAAAUUAAAAACCCAGAUCGAACCUAAAGUUUUUCUUUUUGCUGUUUGUGGCUCUACAGCUUUCUUACAAGUAUGAAAAAACAUAAGCCUCUUGAAGGUGAGGUUCAUGACUGAAUUUGUUCAUAUAGGCAAAACAGUGAUAAUUUUAUUAUUUUUACCUGUUUGUUUGCUUUUCUGUUAAAGCUGAACCAAUUUUGUCAGUAAAGUAUGAUUUAAUGUGGGGAAAUUAUUUGAUUUUUAAAACCAGAGGAAACAGUUUUUGCUUGUGAAAAUCUUAGAAGCACAACAAUUUAAAUGAAUUUUUUAAAUGUUUUGAUCUCAGACUUCCAAAUAGAUGCUGUUAAAUCAGAUCACUUGUUCUGAAAGUGGCCUGUCACUUUAACACGUGUGUGAUUCUUGUUUUUUUGUGACGAAGCACGGAAGGACAUACUGGGAUUUGCCACAGUCUCCAAAAUGUCAGCCUGUGGCUCAGGUUUUGAGAUUAAGUAAAUUGUUUAAAUCAUGUCCGCCAUCAAGCAGAACAUGCCUCACGUCUGAUUUAAGGAGUAUUUCUUUGAUCUUUUUCACUAAAGCGCUGUCACUGUGGCUGAUUGAAACAGCAGUGGAUUCUGACUUAAGGUGGACUUUGAAGACUUUUGAUGUUUUAUUGUCACCAGAUCCUUAAUCUCCAUGAAAAAUCCCCUUUAAUACUGCUGGCCUGUUCAUGCCUCUCAGAACACUCCUGUGUGUGUGUGUGUGUGUGUGUGUGUGUGUGUGUGUGUGUGUGUGUGUGUGUGUGUGUGUGUGUGUGUGUGUGUGUGUGUGUGUGUGUGUGUGUGUGUGUGUGUGUGUGUGUGUGUGUGUGUUCAAUCCUGUCUGCAUAAAUCGGAACACUUAGUCUGCGUGUGCAAAUGACUGUCCAAAUAAGCCUCUGUUGUUUGUCUUUCCAUGUGUCCACAUGUAUGUUGAGCGGCGUGGCUGUGAUCUUUGUACCGUGUGUGUUUGUGUAUCUUGUUCUGCCAUGUUUGAACAAUAAAACAAUAUGAGAUACUAAAACAGCGA